AUGUUGUCGUCUUCUUUCAAUUCUCCCAAAAAAUUCGAUGUCUUCCUCAGUUUCAGAGGCAAAGACACUCGCCGAACUCUAAUCAGCUUUCUCUACAAAGAGCUAAUUCGAAUGGGACUUCGAACUUUCAAAGACGACAUGGAACUUGAGAUUGGCCGUCGUUUUUCUCAAGAUAUCUCCCUCGCCAUCCAAGAUUCCAAAGUCGCCAUCGUGGUGGUCUCAGUGGACUAUCCAGCUUCCGGAUGGUGUCUCGAUGAGCUCGUGAAGAUUAUGGAUGUUGAAAGAAAAGGUUCGCUCAUCGUUAUUCCCAUCUUUUACGACGUGGAGCCUUCGCAUUUGAGGAGACAGAUCCGAAAAGUCGCCAAACAGUUCAAGAAGCAUGAGGAGAGGGAAGAUCAUGAAACGGUGGAAUCAUGGAGACAAGCACUGGUCAAUUUGGCAGCUAUCUCCGGUCAAUGUUCACGAGCCUGGAAAGAUGACUCGAAGCUAGUCGAAGAAAUUACCAAGACAACAUCAAACAUGUUAUUAUUCUCUGCAAGACCACCAAGUAAUGGUAUCCAUAACCUAGUUGGGAUUCAUGAACACAUGAAACAGCUGCAUCCAUUGUUGUACUUGAAUUCAAAUGAAGGUGUGCGCGUUAUCGGGAUCUGGGCCAGAGAAUGCACUGUCAGAUCAGCUCUCGCUAGAUAUUUAUAUCAGAAUGUCUCUCAGCGAUUCCAAAGCCACUGUUUUCUCGAAAACGUUCAAGUGAUUCAUCAAGAUUCGAUGAUGAAGACCUCUGGUUUUAUCAGAGCAAGGCUCAUGAGUCAGAAAGUUCUACUUGUGGCUAACAACAUCUAUAAACUCGAACAGUUAGAUGCUCUUGCAAAAGAUUUUAACUGUUUUGGUCCAGGUAGUAUAGUGAUCAUAGCUACGCAAGACAAACAAUUGCUUGUUGCGUUUGGGAUAAAGGUUGUGUAUGAAGUUGAGUGCUUGAGAUGCUUUGAAGGUCGUCGACUCUUUCGUCAAUUCGGAUUUAGGAAAGGAGACCUUUAUGUUGGUUCCGAGUUGUCUUCAUCGAUAUCGGGGACUGAAUCUUCUUGA
Molecule: messenger RNA, 1083 nt
Organism: Arabis nemorensis
Lineage: Eukaryota; Viridiplantae; Streptophyta; Magnoliopsida; Brassicales; Brassicaceae
Source: the annotation of a GenBank genome assembly